AUGGUGCGCCUAACGUAUGCUUCUUGGGACACUAAUUUUCAAGUGCUAAAUAUAUGUUAUGCGGGCAAGGCUAUUGCCGUUUGUCUCCGUGAAUUGAUUGAAAAGACUUCCGUGAUUCAAGUGCUUCCAACAACCGAAGAAGGUAAUUGGCGCAACAACAAACUACCUCGAGACUACGAACGCAUGAUGCAGAAGAUCAUGUUCCGUGUUGGACCAACCACCAUAGCAACCAAGCGUCUCCAUAGAAUGUGCAUGAAAAAGCGGGAGGCGAAAUUCAGUGAGACCGCCCGCAUGUCUACUCCUCAGGGUCGCGAAAUGGUCUACCGCCGCCUUCUCAACGAAAAACCCACACUCUGGCCUUUUGCAAAAUAG
Messenger RNA from Dibothriocephalus latus, 372 nucleotides. The record is from the annotation of a GenBank genome assembly. NCBI's taxonomy places the organism in Eukaryota, Metazoa, Platyhelminthes, Cestoda, Diphyllobothriidea, Diphyllobothriidae.